Messenger RNA from Staurois parvus, 475 nucleotides. The record is from the annotation of a GenBank genome assembly. Lineage: Eukaryota; Metazoa; Chordata; Amphibia; Anura; Ranidae.
AUGGGCCCCUGUACCGCCUCCCCAUGCUGCUGCCAGGCCCGUAAUCUGCCAUGGGCCCCUGUACCGACUCCUCAUGCUGCUGCCAGGCCCGUAAUCUGUCAUGGGCCCUGUACCGCCUCCUCAUGCUGCUGCCAGGUCCAGAGUGUGUCAUGGGUCCCUGUACGGCCUCCCAUUGCUGCUGUCUCUAUCGCCACACUCUGCCAUGUGCCACUUUCAGGUCUCCUCACACUGCUGGUGGUUUCCAUUUUUUGUCAUAGGGUGCUGUAUGGCCUCCCAUUGCUGCUGCCUCCACCGCCACACUGUGGCUCCACACUCUGGUUUUGGCCCCGUGACUGCCCAAAUGAGUGAAGUGUGCGGUGAUUCUAAGAUCGACGGCACUCAUCUGCAUGUCAUACUGACUGACAGUAUUAUUUCUCUUCCCCAGCAGACUCCAAGGGCAUUUAAAUUAAAGGUACAGUGUUCUGCACUAAUAUUA